AUGUGUCUGUCAUUGUACCGGCCAGGACUGAAUUUUUUACAGGAACUGAACACAAAGGAGAGGGAAUCGCUGAUUAUCAGCAAGUUCGAAAAUCAUGAGGGAGUUAGAAGGUUUGAUGAGAUCCUGGAAGCCAGCGAUGGAAUCAUGGUGGCUCGUGGUGAUCUGGGCAUUGAGAUUCCCGGAGAGAAGGUCUUCUUGGCUCAGAAGAUAAUGAUUGGGCGAUGCAACCGAGCUGGGAAACCAGACAUCUGUGCCACGCAGAAGCUGGAGGGCAUGAUCAAGAAGCCCCGCCUGACCCGCGCCGAGGACAAUGAUGCUGCCAAUGCAGUCCUGGAUGGCGCUGACUGCAUCAUGCUGUAUGGAAAGACGGCCAAAGGCGACUACCCGCUGGAGGCUGUGCGCAUGCAGCACCUGAUUGCCCAUGAGGCAGAGGCUGCCAUCUACCACUUGCAAUUGUUUGAAGAGCUCCGCCGCCUGGCGCCCAUUACCAGCGACCCUACAGAAGCUGCCACCGUGGGCGCCGUGGAGGCAUCAUUCAAGUGCUGCAGUGGGGCCAUAAUCGUCCCCACCAAGUUUGGCAGGUCUGCUCACCAGGUAGCCAGGUACCGCCCCUGGGCCCCCAUCAUUGCUGUGACUCUGAACCCCCAGACUGCCCGUCAGGCCCACCUGUACCGUGGCAUCUUCCCUGUGCUGUGCCAGGAGGCAGUGCAGUCGGCCUGGGCUGAAGAUGCGGACCUCCGGGUGAACCUGGCCAUGAAUGUCGGUAAAGCUCGAGGCUUCUUUAAAAGUGGAGACGUGGUCAUUGUGCUGACCGGGUGGAGUCCAGGUUCCGGCUUCGCCAACACCAUGCGUGUAGUGCCUGUGCCAUGA
Molecule: messenger RNA, 870 nt
Organism: Elephantulus edwardii (Cape elephant shrew)
Lineage: Eukaryota; Metazoa; Chordata; Mammalia; Macroscelidea; Macroscelididae
Product: pyruvate kinase PKM-like
Exons: 2
Coding region: 1-870 (289 amino acids)
Biological process (GO): cellular response to insulin stimulus; glycolytic process
Cellular component (GO): cytoplasm
Molecular function (GO): magnesium ion binding; potassium ion binding; pyruvate kinase activity
Source: RefSeq, a predicted model, not a curated record